Scomber scombrus (Atlantic mackerel) is the source of this 5278-nucleotide messenger RNA. It is a transcript of the gene dclk2a, whose product is annotated as doublecortin-like kinase 2a. The coding region runs from base 1 to 2979 and encodes 992 amino acids. Gene Ontology annotation, cellular component: microtubule cytoskeleton. Gene Ontology annotation, molecular function: ATP binding; protein kinase activity. Gene Ontology annotation, biological process: intracellular signal transduction; protein phosphorylation. NCBI's taxonomy places the organism in Eukaryota, Metazoa, Chordata, Actinopteri, Scombriformes, Scombridae. The record is from RefSeq and is a predicted model, not a curated record. The transcript is spliced from 17 exons.
AUGUCACUAAGCAGAAGUAUUGAGUUUGAACACUUUGAGGAGCGAGAGAAGCCGCACCGGACACCUAGGACCAACUCUGGCUCCGGGUCCCAGUGUGGUUCCAGAGGCAACGGUCUGGUCCCCAGCCCGGCGCACAGUGCGCAUUGCAGCUUCUACCGUACACGCACUCUCCAGUCUCUCACCUCCGAGAAAAAAGCCAAAAAACUCCGCUUUUAUCGCAAUGGUGACAGGUAUUUCAGAGGUUUGGUGUAUGCCGUGUCUCACGACCGGUUCAGGUCCCUGGAUGCUCUGCUCAUGGAGCUCACACGGUCCCUGUCGGACAACGUCAACCUCCCUCAAGGAGUCCGGGUGUUGUAUGCUUUGGAUGGAGGGAAGAAGAUCACAAGUCUGGAUGAGUUAGUGGAGGGUGAGAGUUAUGUGUGUGCGUCCAACGAACCCUUCCGACGUGUGGACUACACCAAGAACGUCAACCCCAACUGGUCAGUGGGCAGCAAGACUGGCACAUCACGCUCACUCUCCUCUCUCUUCCCGCUGAAGAGCGACCUGCAGCGCGAAUCCAAAGAGUUCAUCAAACCCAAGCUAGUCACAGUCAUCCGCAGCGGUGUCAAACCCCGCAAGGCAGUUCGAAUUCUGCUCAAUAAGAAGACAGCCCACUCCUUUGAUCAGGUGCUCACUGAUAUCACAGAUGCAAUCAAGUUAGACUCUGGAGCUGUGAGGAGACUGUACACUCUGGAGGGCAAGCAGAUCAUGUGCUUACAGGACUUCUUUGGGGAUGAUGAUGUGUUUAUAGCAUGUGGCCCAGAGAAGCACCGCUAUGCCCAGGAUGACUUUGUGUUGGAUCACAGUGAAUGCAGAGUACUGAAAUCAUCGAACAGCCGCUCUGCUGCUCCAAACCAGACUAAGAGCCCUGGACCUUCACGACGCAGCAAGUCUCCAGGUGCAACAAGGCGUACUGUCCACUAUUCCACCAGUCCAUCUCCAAUCAAAUCCCCAGUAAAUGGUGUCAGCCAGAUCUCAACACCUAAGUCAACCAAGUCGUCCACUCCAUCUCCUACCAGCCCCCGACCCAUGCCCAAUUUUAAGAUCCCUCCGUCACACCACAUCUCUUCCUCAAAUGUCAAUGGCUCGUUGAGCAACCACCAGGAACAAACCAAUCGACUGAGUCCAGAGGUAAACGGAAACCGCUACCUUCCUGCCUCAAAUAUCUUGGAAAAAUACAAAAUUGGCAAGGUCAUCGGAGAUGGCAACUUUGCUGUAGUCAAGGAGUGUGUUGAGAGGUCCACAGGAAAAGAGUUCGCGCUGAAGAUCAUAGACAAGGCCAAGUGCAGCGGAAAGGAGCACCUCAUAGAGAAUGAGGUUGCAGUGCUGCGGAAGGUGAAACACCCUAACAUCAUCAUGCUGAUUGAGGAAGUGGACACUCCCUCUGAUCUCUAUCUAGUUAUGGAACUCGUCAAGGGUGGGGAUUUAUUCGAUUCAAUCACCUCCUCAGCUAAGUACACAGAGAGAGAUGCCAGCAUCAUGGUGUACAAUCUUGCUGGAGCUCUGAAGUACCUACACAGCUUGAACAUCGUCCACAGAGACAUUAAACCAGAAAACCUGCUGGUAUUCGAGUAUCCAGAUGGCACCAAGUCAUUAAAGCUAGGUGACUUUGGCCUGGCCACAGUGGUGGAGGGACCCUUGUAUACUGUGUGUGGAACUCCAACAUAUGUGGCACCAGAAAUCAUCUCUGAGUCUGGUUAUGGUCUGAAGGUGGAUAUCUGGGCGGCAGGUGUCAUCACCUACAUCCUUCUGUGUGGCUUCCCUCCAUUUAGAAGUGAAAGUAACCUACAGGAGGACCUGUUUGACCAGAUCCUUUUGGGGCGGCUGGACUUUCCCAGUCCUUACUGGGACAACAUCACUGACUCAGCCAAGGAGCUGAUUGGAAAGAUGCUGAAGGUCAAUUCCGAGGCUCGAUACACAGCACAAGAUGUCCUCUCCCACCCUUGGGUCACGGAUGACGCAGUCAUGGAAAACAACAUGAUGGUGGCAGUGACAGGUAAACUGAAGACGCACUUUAACACUGCGCCAAAGCACAACAACACCUCAGCUGCAGUGUCUGUCAUCAUGAACACAGCUCUAGAUAAGGAGAUCCUCCAGCUCACCACCUGUCGUCGUCCAGGGUCCCAGACGGUGCCAUGUCCACAAUCGUCUGCUAGCAAGAAAGUCCCAUCUGUCCUUCCAGUCAAACCAGCCUCGCUUUCAAAUUCAGGGCCAGCUUCUCCAACCAAACAGUCAUCGUCAACCAAACUGGCAUCACACACCAAAGUACCAAAACCCACCAAAACUGCUCCUCUCGAGGCACCGGAGACCUUGGAGGCUUCAGUGCCUGAUGCGACUACAAAUCCUCCCUGCUCUCAUUCCCCAGCCGACAGUGUUCUUUUCCUUCCCUCUGCUCCUGUAAGUUCGCUUAAUUUCUCCCCUUCACCCUCUACUGAAAAUUUCCCUGCCACCUCCUUGCCUGUUUUCACUCCCCCUGAGAUAAGAACAUCACCCACAUCACCCUCAGCUACUCCCUGCUCAUAUCUGGAAACUGUCUCACCCUCCGGUCCUCCUGCUCUUUUCACUUGCACAACUCCCUCUACACCUCUCUCCUGUCCUUCUCCUUCAUCUCUUACUAAACCAGCCCAAACCUCCUUUCCUGCUGCUCUUUCUCCCUCCUCUCCCACCAAACUUGACAUCUCUUCUCCUCCUUCUCCAACCAAAGAAGCAACAUCCCAGUCUUCCUCACCCACAAAACAAGCUUCUCCCUCCCCCGUCAAACCUGUUUUAUUCUUCCCUUGUUCCUCCCCAAACAAACAAGCACCUUCACCCCCCUCUCCCAAUCGUCCAACCCUGUUUCCCUCUCCUCCCUCUACACCUCCUAGAUCCACAACCCCACCCUCUCCCAAUUCUCCACCUGCUGAUCCCACAAUUCCUGAAGAUCUCAUGGAGAAAAAUUAAAUGGCUGGUCUUUUUUGUAGCCAAUUUCACCCCCUCACUCCUCCUCUUUCCAUGUAUGUAAAGAAACUAAAGGCUAAAAAAACCACCUCGAGCAUUUCCAGUAGCUGUAAACUGAGCCAGUGACUGCUGUGUCCACAUUUUUUUCUCUUUUACCCUUAUCCCACUCAUUUUAAGAAGCAAAGGAUUUGAGGCAUUUUGUAAGAGUUGCUUGAUUGUAUAUAUGUCUGUAUUUAUUAAUGUAGGAUGUGGAGAAAGGUAAUGAACUAAAUAUCACUGUUCUGAGUGGUUUUUUUUUUUAAAGUCAACCAUUACUGUAUCGCAUUAAUGUGAAUUAUUUUAUUUAUUAUCUUAUUUUGACUGCUGGUGGCUCUUUUGUAAAUAGUUACUCAUUACGCACACAUUCCUACAUCCCAAUUAGGUGUCCUUUUGCUUUAGCAGAGAGACAAUAUCUACAUGUAUUUUAGCAUUAAAUCAAAUGUCUGAACUGGCUAGCUUGGUUACCUGUAGUGUUUUGGCACAGUUAUUACCUGUUAAGCCAACUAUAACCAUUGUUAGUAUUUUCUCCGGUCUCAAACAUCCUGAUGGUAACUGCAGAUUUACUGUUUAACUUAAGCCUUCCUUCAUUUGUUUGUACAAACAGCAGGUGGACAAAAUAAAAGGCAAUUCCUACUAAAAUACCAAGUAGCUGAUAACGAGUAAAAAGCUUUGCCGUACUCAGAGAUUCUGUGUUUGUGCUCUUUGAAAUCACACAGGUAAAAGUGGUAAUGAUCAACGUGUUACAACAUUCAAGUCAAAGGGUCAGUUCAGAAACUACAAAAAGGAUUUAUUCUCUGUUACCAUUAGUAGUAACUUUGGGGAUUUCUGUCACUGUCCCAUUACAAUGGAAGAGGAAUGGAGAUUUGUUUAUGUUGCGCAAAGAACAAAAUGAAAAACAACAACAAAAAACUAACAAGAAAACUGUUUUAAGAUUCAACUGCAGUGUUGUGAUCCAGAAAAAAAUGUCCCUGUUAGUCUGAAUAAUCCACAGAGCAGGUUUCAGACAGUUUUCAUUGGGACUAGUUUGUUCUUUGAAAUAUUUCCACAUUCAAUGCUUAAGACCCGACAAUCUUCCCCCGUAUACAAUCACCUGUUAUCAAGUGAAAAUCACUAUUUCCAGUAAACUGACCAGUUGAUUUGUCAGCGAGGUCUGUGGGUUAUUAAGAGUAAUUUGGACAUUUUAAAUGAGAUUUUUGCAUUGCUAUGAGCACCACAUAAAAUAUAUAUUUUCAUUGCACUGUAGUGGGAAUCUAGAUCUAAAAAUAUUUGGCCCUCUAAACAACAAGAUACCACGAUAUGUGGUUUCCUUUGUAAUUCAAGUCCAUUCGGUAGAUUAUUUUGUUUACCCUGUAACUGACAGACAUGUGGAUUUAUUUCAUUCAGAGUUUUAUUUGUGUUAUUUGGAGUGAAAUCUGUAGUUGUACAUAGCUUGAAGAACCGCCUCAAACUUGAAGGUUUGUUUUUGCCUACAGUGUGUGUGUCUGAGCAGUCGUGGCCCUCAGUUGUAACUGCUGUACAUAACAUUAGUGACAUUUGAUCAAACAGACAUGAAACCAGACUGCAGGUCUGUUUCUCAUGAGCUGUUAUUUUCAAAAUCUGAAGUGCUUACUGAUACAACUAAAACACACUGCACAGAAAAGAUACACAUUUACUACUACUUGCUCCACUACAAUGUGGGCUGCGUGAACUAGUCAACACAGUUCCUUCAAAACACUAAACCAUUGGUUUUUAAUCUGUUUUUAUAAGAAUGAAUGUGUGAAUAUAAAGAUGACGGGGUCGUGCCUGACCACUGGUUAACAGUUCAAUAGCUUAACGAUGCCUUUAUCAAAACCAGCUUGGCUGAAUAAUAGGGUCCCAAAAUGUGCAUCCUCAAAAUAAUUUAUCUGUAAUAAUCUUUAAGUGACUUUUUGUUUUGUUUUGUCCUUGUUCGUGCAUGUUUUAAACUCCACACCAUUUAUCCCAGCUGGUGUUAGUAGGGCUAACUUUACCUCUUCAGGACUUUCAGCUGCAUGCAUACGCCAUCCCCACCUCCCGCCUCCCUGUAAGACAAAAACCUCACACACAAACAGUCAAGACAAGUUGGUACAUCGUGUCAUUUAGCACCCUCUUAUGUAUAUGUAGUUCAAGUACAUUUUCAUAUGCUUUGUCAUAGCAGUUUGUAAAGGGAUAUUUGUAAGAAGAGAGUUUUAAACAGGUAGAUCAACUGUGUCAAAUUGUUUUUAUUAGGCAUAGAGUGGCUGCUUUUAAUGUCCCAAUAUUUUGA